UUAUAACUGACCACGUGACAGCAGCUGCAGCUUGUGUUUCACACGAAGUGAAAGUGAAAGUGUAUCUUCACAGAUCUGCAGCUACAACAAGGGGAUCUGUACCGGUGGACGAUCAUGGAUUCACUCUUACACGUACUUUGUGUCUUGUCUCUAUGUUCAGGAGUUCUGAGCCUGCAUCAGAUGACAUGGCUGCCCUGUCAGUUCACUGAUGAAAAGGUGUUUUUGAAUGAAGAUGGUCACACUGAGACUCAGCUCAAACACAGACAGGUCAUGCUGCAGUUUGGCCAGAAAGGAGAUGAUCCAGUCAACCCACAUGCCGUCACUUUUCUGGUCACAGGAUCUAAGUUGGACCUGCGGGAUUAUGUGGAGGGGGUGGAGGCCGAUCUGUUGGACUGUGAGCUGCGUAGGUACAGUACAGAGGGGAUCCAUGUCCACUGGCCUGCCCAGGAAAACAAGGAGUACAACCGUUGGUUCAGCUGCACCCUCAAACACAGCAAGGGCCUGUUCACCGUCACUAGCUUCCUCAGACAUCCAUCUGACCAACCCCCCCCUGAACAGCAGGACUACCGCAACUGGCCUGUCAUUGAGGACGGGGAGAUACUCACAACAAUGGUUGCCCUUUUCAUGAAAACACAAUCUCCAUCAGUCAAAGCCACCCUGAGCUCCCAACAAAAGCUUCACUGCCAGUUUGCUCUGGACCACAGGGAUCCAGAUGUCACUGUGGAGUGGAACUGGCAACAUCGUGGCGAAAGAAUCCCACUCUUCAGCCAUUCCCCCCGCUUACGGCAUAACCAGGGGACUGGGGUUGAGUUGAAGAGCCUCGCCAAGGGGGAUGCUACCUAUAACCUCCCCUUCACCAAGAUGAGCAGUGAAGGGAGGUACAUUUGUUCAGUGUCAGUGAAUCCACUGUUCACCAGUCUGGAUAUAAAUCUGUAUGUCGAAGAGCCUCCCCGUGUCACUAUCAACGUCGGACCCAUCCUCCAACUGAAGGAGGGCGAGGAACAGAGGAUUUUCUGUGAUGCAGAGAAUUACUACCCUCUGGAUGUGGAUAUUGUUUGGCAUGAGAUAGACCCGGAAGCGGCAGGCCAGAGGGUUGGCGCUCCUCUGCCCAGGGUAGUCCAGAACCUUUUGCUGAAAAGCCACAAACACAACCAAGACAAGACCUUCUCUCUGUCGGCGUUCUUCUACCUCCAGGGUUCCCGCAGGAACUCUGAGAAAAAGUUUACAUGCAGCGUCUCACACCAGUCCCUGCGGAUGCCCAUCAAAAAGAGCUUCAUCCUGCAUGUUGAAGAGCCAAGCAGCUGGUUUUCUGAUCUCAAUGUUGGUGUCGUCAUGUUCGCCUUGGUGCUCCUCCUGUGUGUGAUGCUGUUUUACCUGCACUCAGCAAGAAGACAAUCAGUACAGAAAAAACCAUACUGAGACCGUCACUGGCCUGAACACGCAUCACAAGCAGAACCAGAGAAAAUGGAGUGACUGUCACUCCUCCUUCAUUCAUUUUAUUUGUGAAUGUCCUAGGCUUUGUGUGAGAGUGAGGACAUUUUGUCCAGUCCUCACUUCUUCAAAGGCUUGUUUGAGGGUUAAGACUUGUUUUUAGGGUUACGGUUGUAAUUAGGUUUAGGUUAAGGGGCUAGGGAAUGCAUUACCUAAAUAAAUGUCCUCACUAAGAUAGAAGUACAAACUUGUGUGUGUGUCUGUGGUUUGAUGAGGUGAGUUUGGGUUUCUGUGAAACUCAAAGCUGCUCUGAUUUUCAUACUAAAAUUAUGAUGUAGAUUUGAAUCCUUGUGGAGUGUCGUGGAGCAGUCCACGACACUGGUUACGAUGUACAGUAUAAGCAGUAGUUCCAUGGAGCUGUGUUUUUACAAGUGGCUCUUGUUUGUAUCAUGUUCGUGCACGAUGAUGCACUUGGACACAUGCAAGCAUAUAGGCUAUAUGGCACAUGUUCCUGCUCUGGUUUUUCAGUACUCCACUAAAAGAAAUUAAUAAAAUCACUUCCAGCCAACAAACAUGGACGUAAGCAACACUCAGUUUCAAAUGUUUUUAAAAAAUCGACUUUGUGAAUGUUAUAUAAGGAUGUCAAUAAACUCAGCAUGUUGCUUUGAUCUCAAGGAUACAUACAUUGUGAAAUUUUGAAUGAAACUAGAACAUUAUUAUAUAGAAUAAAUUAAGUGAUAUUAUUUACCUGGAGUGAACCUCAAAUGUCAGAGAACAUGCUAAUUUAUUGUUGAAUAUCGACAUUGAAAUCAUUGACAUGAUGUCAACCUAGAAAUAUAUUACACAUGGCAGACAUUGUAUAAAUUAUGGUAGAUUUAUAUUGAAAUUGUACAAAUUACUAAUGAAUUGAAAAACUGUAUUAUCAUGUGGUUUGUGCUUUAUUUUGGCAACAUGUGUUAGAAUAAAGUCUUCUUGGAGUAAGUCA
Molecule: messenger RNA, 2416 nt
Organism: Pleuronectes platessa (European plaice)
Lineage: Eukaryota; Metazoa; Chordata; Actinopteri; Pleuronectiformes; Pleuronectidae
Product: tapasin-like
Exons: 8
Coding region: 115-1419 (434 amino acids)
Source: RefSeq, a predicted model, not a curated record